AUGUACAAAUUUCAAUGCAUAAAGGCGACGAACGGAGGCCAGACAUAUCCACCAUCACCGACGGUUGAUCAACUUCCGAUUCACUUUUCCGGCCGCUUAACUUUCCAGGCGUUGAGGAUGUCGACGCCGGCGAGGAAGAGGUUAAUGAGGGAUUUCAAGAGGUUGCAGCAGGAUCCUCCGGCUGGAAUCAGUGGUGCGCCGUAUGAUAACAAUAUUAUGCUUUGGAAUGCCGUCAUAUUUGGCCCUGAUGAUACUCCUUGGGAUGGAGGUACGUUCAAGUUGACACUGCAGUUUUCAGAAGAUUAUCCAAAUAAGCCACCAACAGUUCGAUUUAUUUCCAGAAUGUUUCAUCCAAACAUUUAUGCAGAUGGGAGCAUAUGCUUGGACAUUCUUCAAAAUCAAUGGAGUCCAAUCUAUGAUGUUGCUGCCAUUCUUACAUCAAUUCAGUCAUUACUCUGCGAUCCAAACCCAAACUCACCAGCAAACUCAGAAGCAGCACGCUUGUUUAGUGAGAAUAAGCGCGAGUACAACAGAAAAGUGCGUGAAAUUGUUGAACAAAGCUGGACAGCCGACUAAAAAAACAUCCGCUGCUUUCAUAUCUCAUCACAUCUCAUCUGUGUACCUUUAUAACAUAUAUGCUUGUUUGAGAACACACCACUCAAACACUAAUAAUGGAAAACCAAUAUAAAUUCAGUUUCUAGGCAAAUUUAAGCUUCUUUUUUAUUUUUAUUUUUUUUUUAUUUUUUUUUUUAAUGUUUUAUUCUUGUUCAUUUGCUUGCGUUUUGAG
This is a messenger RNA of Lactuca virosa, 787 nucleotides long. The record is from the annotation of a GenBank genome assembly. NCBI's taxonomy places the organism in Eukaryota, Viridiplantae, Streptophyta, Magnoliopsida, Asterales, Asteraceae.